Molecule: messenger RNA, 2118 nt
Organism: Leptonychotes weddellii (Weddell seal)
Lineage: Eukaryota; Metazoa; Chordata; Mammalia; Carnivora; Phocidae
Gene: SIRT6
Product: sirtuin 6
Biological process (GO): negative regulation of transcription by RNA polymerase II
Cellular component (GO): nucleus
Molecular function (GO): transcription corepressor activity; histone H3K9 deacetylase activity, NAD-dependent; NAD+ binding
Source: RefSeq, a predicted model, not a curated record
CGGACAGCAGCGGGGCAUUGUGGGAAUAUCGGGAGGCACUGAGGCUAGACAAUGGGAGGGACUUCCCAGGGAGGAGGGGGCGGGAAGUGACGCCCCCUGCGCUCCCGGGGACCGGGACGCCCCCAGCCCCGGGUCGGCCGGGCUGGACCGAGCGAGGCCUUCGCGUUGCGGGAAGUCCUGAAGUUCUGAUGGGGGAAGCGAGGGGACGCAGUUGCAGGCGGAAGGCUCGGCAGGGGCGAAGGCGAGGAGGUGGAAAUAAAUACACUUGGGGCACAAAUUAGGCCAGAGCCGGGACCGCAGGGGCCGCACGUGCCAGACUGGGGAGCUGACACUUUAUCCUGAGGGUGAUGGACAAGGGUUUUAGGUUGGAUGGACGUAGAUAUGUGUCAGAAGGACCCCUUCUGCCGCUGCAGGACUUGGGACCCUUGGACUGAUUCCACGUUUUAGCGAUUGUAAAUGAUACUGCUGUGAACUUGGGUGUGCAAAUGAGAUGACUUUUGAGCCAAGACCUAAAGGAGAUCUUCGACCCCCCUGAGGAGUUGGAGCGGAAGGUGUGGGAGCUGGCGCAGCUGAUCUGGCAGUCCUCCAAUGUGGUGUUCCACACAGGUGCUGGGAUCAGCACCGCCUCGGGCAUCCCUGACUUCAGGGGCCCCCAUGGCGUCUGGACGAUGGAGGAGCGGGGCCUGGCCCCCAAAUUCGACACCACCUUUGAGAGCGCGCGGCCCACGCAGACGCACAUGGCCCUGGUGCAGCUGGAGCGCGUGGGCCUCCUCCGCUUCCUGGUCAGCCAGAACGUGGACGGGCUGCACGUGCGCUCCGGUUUCCCCAGGGACAAGUUGGCAGAGCUCCAUGGAAACAUGUUUGUAGAAGAGUGUGUCAAGUGUAAGACGCAGUACGUCCGGGACACUGUCGUGGGCAGCAUGGGCCUCAAGGCCACGGGCCGGCUCUGCACCAUGGCCAAGGCGAGGGGGCUCCGGGCUUGUAGGGGGGAGCUGAGAGAUACCAUCCUGGACUGGGAGGACGCCCUGCCUGACCGGGACCUCACUCUCGCCGAUGAGGCCAGCAGGAACGCAGACCUGUCCAUCACACUGGGCACCUCGCUGCAAAUCCGGCCCAGCGGGAACCUGCCCCUCGCCACCAAGCGCCGAGGAGGCCGACUGGUCAUUGUCAACCUUCAGCCCACAAAGCAUGACCGCCACGCCGACCUCCGUAUCCAUGGCUAUGUGGACGAGGUCAUGACCAGGCUCAUGAAGCACCUGAGCCUGGAGAUCCCCGCCUGGGACGGCCCCCACGUGCUGGAGAGGGCGCUUCCCCCCCUGCCCCGCCCACCCGCCCCCAAGCUGGAGCCCAAGGAGGAGGCCCCCACCCAGCUCAACGGCCCAGCACCCGCCAGCCCCAAGCCGGAGCCCUCAGCAGAGCCCUGCACCCAGCACAAUGGCUCCGGGCCCGCCAGCCCCAAGAGGGAGCAUCUGGACAGUCCUGCGCCGCACAGGCCCCCCAAAAGGGUGAAGGCCGAGGUGGCCCCCAGCUGACCCGGGGGCCCGGGGAGGGUGGGGCUUUUUAUAGAAACCAUGGAUUCAUCUUUUCUUACUGGUCUCACUUUGUUACUUGUACCUGCCCGUGGGGGUGGGGGGGCGACCUCAGGGUGCUGAUUGCCGGGCUCCAGACCCCAGGGCAGGCUCACCCUCCACUGCCUCUCUCUCUAGCUCUAGGGGCCUCCGGUGUGGGCCUGGGGAGGAGCAUUUACACCCUGGACAUGGACCUUGGAUCUGACACCCCAGGCAUCUGCUCCUCCUGGGCCCCAGCCCCUGACUCAGGAUGUUCUGGGGAGGUGUGGCCAGGCCCUCCCUAGUUCCCGGUGUAAACAAGGUUAACUCUCUCUGGCCCUGGGCCCUCACACUCCCCUUCCCCUGCCCCCCCCCAAAUCGCCUUCACAGUCCCUCCGGGAGGUGGGGGGGGGGCAGAGUCACCAUUCAGGAGCCAGACUUCAUGGUGGCACAGACAAUGGGGUUUACACUGCCUCUGGGGCUAGAGGGAGAAAGGGGUGUGUCCACCUGGCUGCCUCCAGGCUUCCAAAGAAGUCUUCAAUGCAAUAAAAGCAGAAAUUCUUGCGUCUGA